AAAAGGACGGAACAUGAGAAAAGGAAGAAGGGCAACGACGAGAGUUUGAGCUGCGAAAAAGAGGAACUCCCACAUCUACAAUGGCGCUCCUGACCUAAGCAAAGCCUCCCCGAGAGAAAACCCCACAGAACAACCCUCGCAUUCUCCGGCCUUCUUCUCGGCGCUUCUCGACUCCGUUCGUCGCGAUGUUCGGAUCCUCCCCCUCCUUCGCCACCCCGUCCUCGACGCCGUCGUUCGCCACUCCGUCCUCCACGCCGGCAUUCGCCACUCCGUCCUCCGCGCCGGCGUUCGGCUCCGGUUUCGGGACCUCUAUCUUCUCGAGCCCGUUCUCUUCCCAAACUCAGCAGCAGCAGCAGCAGCAGACGCCGUCGUUCCAGCAACCGGCGUCCGCCGGCUUCGGCUUCCAGUCCCCGUUCGCGACGCCGCAGCCGGCCGCGACUCCCUUCGGCGGUGGCCAGCUGACGACUCAGAUGGCUCCCGUGGCUCCUCUGCCUUUCUCGCUCGCCGAUCGGGACAUUCAAGCUAUCGUUGAUGCGUACAAGGAAGAGCCUGGGAACCCCAAGUAUGCCUUUAAGCAUUUGUUGUUCAGCGUCACCGAUCCGCAAUAUAGAGUGAAGCCUGCCGGUGUCUCGGAUAUCAUGUGGGCGGAGGCUAUGGGGAAAUUGGAGGGUAUGGAGAGUGCUGACCGGGAGCGCCUGUGGCCUCAGCUUGUCCAGGGCUUCAAGGAUCUUUCGAACCGCCUCAAGCUUCAAGAUGAAGUCAUUCAUUCAGAUGCAGAGAGACUGAAAAUGACGCAGAGUAAUGUGAAGAUGCUUCAGAGACAUUUUCAAGCUGACACGCUUCCCUGGAUCCAGAGAAUGAGACAGAAAGAGCAAGGCCUUCAAAGGCGCCUUUUGAGGGUAAUGAGAAUAGUGGAAGCAAUGGAGAGUAAAGGAUGUCAAUUGCCUUUAGUAAAAGGGGAAGCUGAGUUGGCAGAGAAGCUGGCUGCAAUCACUAGACAGCUGAGAGGAUCCGGAGCAGAACUUUCGAGGAGGGUCCAGAACUUGCUGACAAUAUCUCGAGUUCAAGCAAAUGGCAUCGGUGCAACUGGUUCUAUAUAUCUCCCAGGAUCAACCAAAAUACAUGACCAGAGCCUUGCUGACUUGCAGGAGGUCUUACAACAACAGACUGGGGCGAUUGCGAGGCUUGGGAACGUAUUGAAGAGAGAUAUCAGGGACAUGGAUAUCAUAAUGGCUGAGGACACCGAGAUGGCAGAAGACACGAGCUGAAAAGCUGAAACGGCCAAGAUUGUUCUACUUUUCCUAGCGAGUUUUGAUUUGGGGUUCGAUGGUUUUAAAACUCUGAAACCCAAACGUUCCGGUAAUCUGAGGAUUUUUGUGCCAGCCAUAGUAUAUGCAAUUUUCUCAGAUCAUCCAGAAGGUUUUGCUGCAUCUUUUUUGUAAUUAUUAGUAUAAUCACUGAAUUGGCAGGACUUUUCAGUUUUUCUUUUUACCCGGAAGCAGGUCUAGAUUUGCAAGGGUUUAUUAUCCCCGUCA
Syzygium oleosum is the source of this 1535-nucleotide messenger RNA. RefSeq names its product nuclear pore complex protein NUP54. NCBI's taxonomy places the organism in Eukaryota, Viridiplantae, Streptophyta, Magnoliopsida, Myrtales, Myrtaceae. Gene Ontology annotation, cellular component: nuclear pore central transport channel; nuclear pore. The record is from RefSeq and is a predicted model, not a curated record. Bases 186 to 1268 code for a protein of 360 amino acids. Gene Ontology annotation, molecular function: structural constituent of nuclear pore. Gene Ontology annotation, biological process: nuclear pore organization; NLS-bearing protein import into nucleus; protein localization to nuclear inner membrane. The transcript is spliced from 9 exons.